AUGGCUUCUUAUAAGUCACAAUACCCUCCCUCAAGGAGGGUGGAGGACCGAGCACCCAUUACUCGGUUGCCUCAACGAUCUAUCACACCCACCACAGGCACAUCGCAGUUACCCGCCUCAAGUCACUCUAAGCUGCAGAAGAGGAGGCCUUCAAGAGAUGAUGAGGUACAGCCCAGAGGUCCUGUAAGCCAAACAGGGUCGGUAUCAACGUCCAGUAUACGCCAAAGAACUACCAGCCGGUCUACGCCUAUGUUUCCUCAGAACACAAGCGCUGCAAACUCCAAACCAACAUCUCAGACGUCGACGUCCCGACUACCCAAGCUCGAGGUUCCCCAAAAUAUACGCACACCUUCGCUCGCAUCAGGAUCAUCGGCAUCAACCAUCGAAAGCCCUCGAUCGAAUGUUCUCCGGAGAAAGCAAGCGAGUUUUGGGGUUGCUAGUGGUCGACAGGCAAUACGCAUAAGGGACGAUUCGAUGUCGUCCCAAGACGAUGCGCAACCGAUGGAGGGCAUACCUGGUGGCUACAAGGAUCCUUUCUCUGAGACUGUUCUAGGGAUCUCAAUCCCACCGACUUCGACAAUAUUGGCUCGUUCGGAACCCCAAGCCGAGCUGUAUAACAGUCCGCUCUAUGAUGACGAGAUUGGACCUACAGAUAUUCUUCCUCUUCCGGUCCCUCAAUAUGCUCUCUCAGCAACCCCAUCAACACGUUACUCGGAAUCUCCAGGACCUUUUAGUGUCUCAUCGACCCCUACAUCAAUGUCGUCGUACUCGCCAGGAACAACACUAUCGAGGGCUUCUAACCGAACACGGCAAGCAAGUCCUCUACAGAGUAGACCACCUGUUACUCGACACAAGACUCCAGAUGAGAUGAACAAUCGCCACCCGCACGCUCUAUCCACAGUCAGAGAGUCCUCGACAUCAUCGUCAUCGGUAUCCACUGUCAUCACCGAGGGCGCAAAAUACAAAGACAUGUCACCUAACGCACUAGCCACCCUCCCUCAGAGCCCUCGAACAUCAGAAGUGAUGCAAAACACAAGCGAACGACCACAGGCUCAGGCACCUCCUGAGUUUGCUCAUCUUGCAAACCAAUCCCCUGUUCCAAUGCCAUCGGCAAGGCGGCCAUCGAGACCUAGCAGAGAUGGUACUCCAGAGCUAUCGGGACUCCGAGGUCCAUCGCCAAUCAUCCAGAGUAAUAUGCCUCACUUUCCAUCUCACCAUAAACGUAGCGCAUCGUCCGAAUCUAGGAUAGCGCUAGCGUCCACCAUGAGAUCUAAGACGACCACUCCAGCGAAGCCAUCCUCACGACUUCCGUCGCCAAAUCCCUCGUCGACCUUACCACCGGUUACCCGGUCAACAUCGCGUGGGCCUACUCCAGACCUCCAGCUUGAUCGAAGCACCCGAAGAGUCAGCUCUGGGCCAGUACCAGCACCAGCCCCAAGUCCGAACAAGACCUCUCGAUUCGGGUUUUUUACCCGUCGUACCAAGACUGAGCCCGCUGGCCCCCCGAAGUCAGACGGAAAGCUACACCGUAGAGGGCCUGCUGCAGGUACUGGGCAUGAAGGAUACGGGCGAUAUGCUGGCAGAGGUCGGAGUGGAAGUUCGAUUAGUACUAAUAGUAUUGGACGUUCUGCUAGUGCUGGAACAACUAAUGAGAGUUUGGACAAGACACCUUCGACCCGCAAGAGCAGCAUGACAAGUACAACAAGCGGGGAUAUGGAUGACUUCUUCCUGAACCGACUUGCUCCGGUGGUUAUCCGGGGUACAGGAAGUAGUACAGAGCUCUCACGUAGUCCCGAACCGAUGCAGAGUAGCAGCAGUCUCGACGUAUCCAUCAAACAGCCAACGAAAACGACACAGAUUGAAGGUAGUAUGUCACAGUCUGCACUGGAGAGGAACAAACCAACACUGUUGCCUUCUGCGAUGCCGAAUACGAUGCGUGGAGUAUCUCCAAUGAAGAAGAUGGCUAUGGGACUACGAAGGCCGUCGGAAAGCGACGACGACGCGAAAAAAUCAUCUCUGCCUAGUACAACCUCGAAAAGGACAUCACGAGCGUUGCAAAACGCGCAGGUGUCUAGUGGCUCCUCGGGUUCUAGCAGCCGUAUAGUUGGAAGAAUUCGCAAGAAUUCGAUAAGUGAAGCUCCAACUGAGACCAAAGAGGGCACAUGGUUGAAGUCGUCAAAGAAGAAUAAGGCAGAGAAGGAGGCAUCGAAAUCGUCCAAGAGGUGGAACUUCUUCCAACGUGCACAUGCGGGACCACGUGCAGACACACCAGCUGGUCCUGCAGCCAGUCCUAGCAACAAGGUCAGCGCCUCUCGCUCUGUUGCACAUUAUGCCUUGAUGGACCAGUCUGGUCUUGAGCUUAACGACAUUGAGCAGCUCAUGCAGGAGGCUGAUGAAGGCACAGAGAGUGCUCUUUCAGACGAUGAGCCAGGAAGGAAAGAAAGGAUGCUCUCUAUGUUGCUGCCACCCAAGCCAAUUCUCGAGCCUAACUUUGUGCCUACAGCACGCCCAGCCUCACCCAAGGUCUUCUUACGCUCAGAGGCACCGCCACAACCCGAACAGCAACAGAGCAAGUUGGUUAUUGAUACUAACGUGCCAUCGUUCUACAACUCUGAGCGUUAUUCUCUAACAGACCUAACGCCCGUCACCGAUCUCUCCCGACCUACGUCUCCAUUUGAACAGCCGUUCCCAGUACAGGACUAUGGGGUUGCCCCAUCGCCAGAUGUAGAACCUGAACCUCAGAUUCCCAAUUCCCCGCCUAGCCAAGAAGUCCAUGUUCGUCCUCAAGACAUCCCCUCGCCUGGGCCUCCACCAGCAAAUCCACCUCCACGCCCAAGCCGCUUGGCUCAAGUCGGUCGCAUCCCUCAAGUUGUCUCCACCCGCCGCCAACCAGGACGCCCAUCAUCUCGAUCGUUCUCUCGCCCUUUUGUCCCAAACCAACCUCGUCCCACAGCUCUUCCCAGGACGUCUUUUGAUUCUAUCAGCCCCGUAGUUGCAACUGCGGGUCCGGUCGAACCGUAUCCUAUCCUUCAAGGCUUGAGCGCUCUUGCGCAUGGAUCAGCUAUUGCAACCAUGAGCCCUGGGGAGGAUGAAGCCAACCGACGAAGCGAAUUCUUCAAGUUUCCGCCUCGUAAGGAUUCGGAGGUAUCAUACUCUAGUAGCUCUGGCAUCUGGAGCUUUGCCCCAGCUGCAAGCACUGCUGUGGUACCUAGCCCUGGAGCACCAUUGUCUGAAGAUGAGCUCUGGAAUGAGUAUGACGAUUUGAUUGACGAGGUUCUCUCGCCUGUCACUUCCCACACCGCUGAGCAUAGGAAUACCCUUCGCAGUCAUCCUUCUCUUGAACCAAUGCCUUUGCGGCCAAAGGCACCAGUCAAUGUACCAGAUUCAGAGCGCGACGACGAUGAAGUCACAAACCCAUCUCUGCACCUUCGUCGCUCUCGUCUGCUGGCCGUCUUGCAUUCCAAUCAGUCCCCGGCUUCCUCAGUAUCUUUCUCCGAGUUUAUCUCAGAUUAUGGGGAGCGCAAGAUUAGCGUUAUUGAUCCCGUCACCGGAAGACUGAGCCUGCCUGCCAGUCCUCGUCUUUCCACUGGAUCCACCACAAAGCGCUCGACUCGCUCUAGUCUCCCAGCGUCUCUACACAACGCGCGUCAAUCGAGAGGCACCAUCGCCUCUCAAUCAAGUAAAGACCGCACUAGUGCCGCUACAAGCCGGUAUAGAGACUCGCAACUUAUGGACAUUGCUGAGAAUCAAGCGGACGGAUUGCUAUCCAUGGCAAAUCUUCGCUUCGGUGCUCUGAUGAUAAGCAAGUGGCUUUCCUUCGGCCGUGUCUUGUUUAGCCCAAUUCACUUUGAGCUCAAGAACCCAAAAGAGGACCGUGUUCUGGUCAUUGAUGGGCUCGGCAAAGACUGGUCUUACUACUGUGCACUGACCUACCCUGAGGCGACUGUGUAUGACAUGGGGCCUGAUCCAUCUCCGACGACGUCAUCUGAGGGUGCGGCUGAGGCUUGGUCGACUCUCGGUAACCACCGCCACAUCUGCCAUCCCUCUCUCAGCAAAGCUUUCCCGUUCCCUAUGCAUUUCUUUGCAUGCGUCGUGCUUCGAUUUCCGACUGCACUUCCUUCCUCUGAGCACCACUUCGUCCUUUCGGAAGCCAAGCGCGUCCUGCGUCCUGGUGGCUACCUCGAAUUCAACGUCCUCGAUAUGGAUCUUGUCAAUAUGGGCAACCGGGCGCGCCGUGCCGUCCGCGGUCUGAAGAUGAGGAUGCAGGUAGCAGAUGAAAACAUCUCGCUCCGCAAUAUCAGCGACGAGGUCAUGGCUGGCAUUGGCCGCAAAGGCUUCGUCGAGUGCAACCGCUGUGUUGUUGGUGUCCCUGUUGCCGGAAAAUUGCCCAACCUCGAAGACAUGAAGGCACCUGCUACUAUAAGGAAAGACAGCACAGUAAGCUCAACAACAAAGACAGGCAACAACAUGGCCUCACCUGGUGGACCCAAGCCCGGGGUUUCUUUUUCUGAUCUUCUCAACACGUCUUCGGCAUCAGAAUCUACCAACAACGACAUCACUGACAUGGUGGCUCGCGUCGGUCGGUGGUGGUACUCCCGUUGCUACGAAUCGCUAGUUCUUCCUGAAGCCGGAGCACCUGGUGCCGCAGCUUCAGGAACUAUGCUCGAGAACAGCAUCUGGCGCGACGAAAGCCUCAUCGGCGAAUGCGAGAAGCGUGGCACAAGCUUCAAACUUCUGAUUGGGUACGCGCAAAAGCCUGAGAUGGGCGUUCGACGCACCGUCAGUGUCUGA
Molecule: messenger RNA, 4791 nt
Organism: Bipolaris victoriae FI3
Lineage: Eukaryota; Fungi; Ascomycota; Dothideomycetes; Pleosporales; Pleosporaceae
Exons: 1
Coding region: 1-4791 (1596 amino acids)
Source: RefSeq, a predicted model, not a curated record